AUGGUGGCUGGAAGACGAACAACAGUGGUGGCUGAGGGCGAACAACGAUCGUGGCUGGAGGACGAACCAGGAAGAUUGAAUGGAAAUGAAAUAUUUGAAAUUGAAGAUGAUGAACUUUUGGGAGAAUCUGAUAAUGUGAGAAUAAUGGAUGAUGUGAACACAUUGGAUGAUGAAUUGUUAGGAGAAGAUGGUCCUAUUGUGCCUAAGGUUGGGAUGAAGUUCAAAGAUGAGAAUGCAGUAUUGGGUUUUUACAAAUCAUAUGCUUAUGAUAUAGGCUUUCCAGUUAGGAAAAGGAAUUCGAAAAAGGGUGACGAUGGGGUUGUAAAACUUGAAGUAAAUGAUGUUGCUGGGAUUCCAUUGUACAAAAGUUUUAAUUCAGCAGUUGUUGAGGCAGGGGGAAAUAAGCAGAUGACUUGUGUGGAAAAAGAUUGUAGAAACUACAUUGAAAAAGUUAGGCUGUUAAGACUCGGGGAAGGAGAUGUUGUUGCAAUACAGGCAUACUUCUCGAGAAUGCAAAUUCAAUACCCUGGUUUUUAUUUCAGUAUUGAUUUGGAUGAGGAGGCUCGAUUGAAGAACGUGUUCUGGGCCGAUAAUAGGUGUAAGGAAGCCUACAAGGAGUUCGGUGAUGUUGUCACUUUUGAUACCACAUAUCUCACGAAUAAGUAUGACAUGCCAUUCGCCCCUUUUGUUGGCAUGAAUCAUCAUGGCCAAUCGAGAUUGCUUGGAUGUGGUUUAGUGUCAAAUGAGGAUAUCGAGAUAUGGUGUUUGUGGCAUAUUUUGAAAAAGUUACCAGAAAAAUUUGGGAACCAUGUUCAUAAGGGUUCUAUACAUUCAGCAAUUCAUGAAGUGGUAUAUGAAUCCCAAACUCUUGAAGAAUUUGAACAGGGUUGGGCUUCAAUGAUUAAUAUCUACACAUUGCAUGAGUACGAGUGGUUGUCAGGACUUUAUACAGAAAGAAACCGUUGGGUUCCAUGUUUUUUGAAGACAAGUUUCUGGGCAGGGAUGUCGACAAUGCAAAGAAGUGAGAGUAUGAGUGCGUUUUUUGAUGGGUAUGUUAAUUUGAGGACUUCGUUGAAACAAUUUGUUGAACAGUAUGAGCGAGCAUUGAAAAGUCAAGUGGAGAAAGAGUUUCACGCAGAUUUUAGAUCCUUUUCUCAAAUAGUCCCUUGUGCAUCAAUGUAUGAAAUGGAGAAGCAACUUCAGUCUGUCUACACAAUAUCAAAAUUCAGGGAAUGUCAAGAAGAGUUCACUGGAAUGAUGUAUUGUCAGGUUAUCUAUACCGAUGAGGGUUUAAUGGAGACGACAUACGACGUUCAAGAGGUUGUCAUGUUUGACGGAUGGAGGAAGAAGAAAAUAUUUAGAGUUUCGUUUCAGAGAGAGGACUGUCAUAUAGUUUGCAGCUGUCACUUAUUUGAAUUCAAGGGAAUACUAUGUAGACAUGCUAUAUUAAUUUUGGUACGCAACGAUGUCACUACGCUUCCUGAGAUGUACAUCUUGAGGGGAUGGCGGAAAGAUGUGAGAAGAGCCCAUUCGAGGGUCGCAGUCAACUACGAUGGUUGGGUCAAGACUCCCGAACAAAGAAGAUACGAUGAAAUGCGUAAAGCAUUUGACAAGGUCGCAGACUUGAUAGCAAAUAGUGAAUCACGAACUCAGACGGUUAUGGAGUGGAUUGAAUUUCAAUUGAAUGACUUAUCAAAAACAGGAACAAGUUAUGGGAGUAAUCUCCCUUCCCAACAAAAUGUUGAAGUUGCAUCCGGAAGUGCAGUACAAGAAAAUACUGGCAGUGUGAACAUUCAAGAUCCGAAUUGUGCUCGUCGCAAGGGAGCACCAAGGAAAAAUCGAAUAAAAGGCGCAUUAGAACGUACUUCGAAGAAAUCUAAGGUUGUUUCAAAAACAACGAAACGCACAAACUUGAGCCAAACUGCAUCACAAGAGGGACCGGUCAUCAUCCAGCCAUCACAACAGUCAAAUUUUACCAUGAUCACUCUGCUCACGUUUUCACAAUAG
Diospyros lotus (date-plum) is the source of this 2007-nucleotide messenger RNA. Its product is annotated as protein FAR1-RELATED SEQUENCE 5-like. Lineage: Eukaryota; Viridiplantae; Streptophyta; Magnoliopsida; Ericales; Ebenaceae. Gene Ontology annotation, biological process: regulation of DNA-templated transcription. The coding region runs from base 1 to 2007 and encodes 668 amino acids. The transcript has 5 exons. Gene Ontology annotation, molecular function: zinc ion binding. The record is from RefSeq and is a predicted model, not a curated record.